ACACUUUCCGGUUACAAGAGCAGCGUAUUUGUGGCGGGAGUUUUCCCAUAUUGUUGUCAAGGUUGGUUCUUAACAGCGAAUUAAGUGUUGAUCCGUGCAUUAGUUUGGUGUAAAAUUGACAUGGCAAUGAACGGCGAUGGAGUGCAUGGACUGAACGGAGAGACGGUGGCCCCAUCUGAAGCUAAACACCCCAAUGGCACUCCUAGCAAGUCAAACAUAGCCUGUGAAAACGGCGAGGCAGAAAUCCCCGCUGCUAAGCAAAAUGGAACUAAGAGAAGAACCCCAACUGAUACGUUCUCUUUCACUGCCGAACCUACCAUCGAUGACAUACGACGGAUGCAAGCGGAAUUUACUGACGAGCGAGACUGGAACCAGUUCCACCAACCCCGCAACCUCCUGCUAGCUAUGGUCGGAGAAGUGGGCGAGGUAUCUGAGCUGUUCCAGUGGCGUGGCGAGGUGACCGAAGGACUUCCCGGCUGGACCGACUCCGAGCGCGAGCACCUGGCACAUGAACUCAGCGACGUCCUCAUCUACCUAGUUGAGCUGGCCGAGAAAUGUCAUAUCGAUUUACCCCAAGCAGUGCUGCGCAAAAUGGCCCUAAAUAGGCUGAAGUACCCUGCCAGCAAGGUGCAUGGCUCGUCUAAGAAGUACACUGAAUACAAGGACUGAGCGAUUGCAUGCUGUCAUGCCCAAUUGGCGUAAUGAACACACCCCUGCAUUUACAAAUUAGACAAGAACUGAAAAUUACUGUUCAACUUCAGUUAAUGGCAAUGGAGAAUGUUUAAACAAUCUUUUAUUUAGGGCACUACUGUAUCUCAAUAGUUGGUCAAACUGCCAUUAGCUGCUUUUAGUUUUAUAAAGUGCUUUUUAAUUCGUGUUUUUCUUUAACUAUAUGGGUAUUCAUCUUUGGACUUCCCUCUGAUGGUUUGUCAUUUUAACUGUUCCCCAAAGUCAAAUGUAUAGGCCCUUGUAAAAAGUAUAUUUUAUUUUUCAUAGUAUGAGUAACUACAUUUAAAUCUCUUAAAUCCAAAUUGUUGUCAAUGAUCGAUGGAAGCUAUGUUCUUUUGUUGCUUUAAAUUCAAUGUAUGUGUGCAACUGAUAGAAUCUUCCUCCCAAAAGUAAAAGUGCCUUCAACUGCUGUCCUGCAGAUGCUAUGUAAUUUAUGUAUUUUGACUCUGUAAUGCAUUUAUCAAUCAGAUGUAAUCACUAUUGCCUUAUUUACUUCCCUGGGAAAUUAGCUACAAUGGGAGAUGGGGAAAUUAACACACACACACAGCGCUACUAUGGGAGAUGGGGAAAUUAGUGAGCUACUCUUGUAGCUGUUCAUUUUGAUAAGCAGUCUGUUAAACAGUAGUGUUUCAUGGCUCCAGGCCUAUGGUUAGUGAUCCAAUAUGAAUUGAAUAUGAAUAGCCUUCAAUAUGAAGGCUAGCCAAUGUAUAUUUGGACACAUCCGAUGGUUUAAUGAGCUACAAGUAUACUGAAAAUAUAAAUGCAACAAUUUCAAAGAUGUUACUGAGUUGCAAUUAAAUGAUAUUAGGAUUGAAAUAAAUUCAUUAGGCUCUAA
This is a messenger RNA of Salvelinus fontinalis (brook trout), 1564 nucleotides long. Its product is annotated as dCTP pyrophosphatase 1-like. The record is from RefSeq and is a predicted model, not a curated record. Bases 121 to 669 code for a protein of 182 amino acids. Gene Ontology annotation, biological process: nucleoside triphosphate catabolic process. Lineage: Eukaryota; Metazoa; Chordata; Actinopteri; Salmoniformes; Salmonidae. Gene Ontology annotation, molecular function: nucleoside triphosphate diphosphatase activity. The transcript has a single exon.